Messenger RNA from Phragmites australis (common reed), 1357 nucleotides. RefSeq lists its product as uncharacterized. Bases 142 to 1038 code for a protein of 298 amino acids. The record is from RefSeq and is a predicted model, not a curated record. The transcript has 6 exons. NCBI's taxonomy places the organism in Eukaryota, Viridiplantae, Streptophyta, Magnoliopsida, Poales, Poaceae.
AAAAAAACUCUAUCUUUCCAUCCCGCAAACAAUAACCCGCAACUAAAUAGCGCUAAAACACUCGCGUCACGCACCGACGUCAACGGAGACGUGUCACCGGCGGCGAGAAGACCCAGAACCUUCUAGAGUUUUCCGGCCGCAAUGGAUCUCUGGGAGAGGGCCCGGGCCUUCGCCGGCGAGGCGGCCAAGCGGUCGCAGGAGCUGUCGGCGGAGGCGGCCAAGCGUUCGUCGGCGCUGGUCACGGAGACGGCGAAGAAGUCCAAGGAGAUCUUCUCGGAGACCGCCUCCAAGUCGCGGGAUAUCGCCGCCGAGGCCACCAAGCAGGCCGACCUCCUCGCCGGGCAGAUCAAGCACCUCGCCUCCGACCUCCCCGUGCCCUCGAUCCCGCCCAUCCCCUCCGCCGUGGCGCCGGAGCCCGACGCCGCCGAGCUCGAGCGCUACGGCAUCGCCAACGACCUCCGCGACUUCGUCAAGGGCAUGACCAUAAACACCUUCCGCGACUUCCCCUUGCAAGAUGAGCCGGUGAUGUCGGAUGUGCCCACGGUGUCGAAUGUGCGUCAGGAUCUGAAUGAGUGGCAGGCCAGGCAUGCCACACUCGUCCUCUCGGCCGUCAAGGAAAUUUCAAAGUUCAGAUAUGAGCUAUGCCCAAGAUACAUGAAAGAGCGUAAAUUUUGGCGGAUUUAUUUUUUGCUAGUAAACAAUUACAUAGCCCUUUUUGAGAAGAAAUAUUUUGACGAGCUGAAAGUGAAAGCAGAGGAGGAAAAAAAGGAUCCCCAGAAGGAAGUAUCCCAGACCACAGAAGCUACAACUGCAGAAGAGAAAGACACAAAAGUGCCAAGCAAGACUUCUACUUCAACAAAUCCGGAGCAUGAUCUGGAUGUAUUUCUUCUGGGAGAUCUGGGCAGUGACGAUGAGGGUCCUGAUGGUGGUGGUGAUGGGCUAGAUGAUGACUUUGAUAAGAUUGACAGUACCUCAGGAUUGGAGAGUGAUGACAAUGAGAAAAAUCCAGCAGCAGGAAAGGCAGAAGAUACAAAGUAGCAGCCACAGAUCAGUUGGUAAGAGUACGCUAUGCUUUCCCAACUCGAGAGACGAUGACGAUGACACGGAACAUUAGAAUUCCAGAUGCAUGCCGUCUAUUCAUUUGUUAUCCUUAUCCCACGAUGAAGCAAUAUUAUGCCUAUUGCAAUUUUUUAUUUUGAUUAAACUCCCGAAAUCUGUACCACUGUUGUGACCCUUUUUGUAGUCUGUUAUGAAGGUGUUCUGCAUAUGAUGACAUUCUUUAUAGGCAUAAGGAAUGUGCAAUGAAAUUUAGCCCCAAAUGACUUAUCGUGUGCAAUGAAAUUCUCAGGACGCGCAA